Messenger RNA from Balearica regulorum gibbericeps (East African grey crowned-crane), 1411 nucleotides. The record is from RefSeq and is a predicted model, not a curated record. NCBI's taxonomy places the organism in Eukaryota, Metazoa, Chordata, Aves, Gruiformes, Gruidae.
GCCCCAGGGCCCCUCUGUCCGGCGGGUGCUGGGAUCUGACUGGCAUCUGUCCCCGCAGGCCUACAACAUCCACGUGAACGGUGUGUUGCACUGCCGAGUGCGCUACAGCCAGCUCUUGGGGCUGCAUGAGCAGUUAAGGAAAGAGUAUGGCGCUAAUGUGGUCCCAGCCUUUCCCCCAAAGAAGAUCUUCACACUCACUCCGGCAGAGGUAGAGCAACGACGGGAGCAGCUGGAGAAAUACAUGCAGGCUGUGCGGCAGGACCAGACGCUGGGAGGCAGUGAGACCUUCAACAGCUUCCUGCGCAAGGCCCAGCAGGAGACGCAGCAGAUACCCACAGAGGAGGUGGUGCUGGAAGUGCUGCUCUCCAAUGGCCAGAUGGUCAAGGUCACCAUCCUUACCUCGGACCAGACAGAGGAUGUCCUUGAGGCUGUGGCCUCCAAGCUGGAUCUGCCAGAUGACCUGGUUGGCUACUUCAGCCUCUUCCUAGUGAGAGAGACCAAGGACGGAGCUUUCUCCUUCGUGCGGAAGCUGCAGGAGUUUGAGCUGCCGUAUGUGUCCGUCACCAGCCUGCACAACUCGGAGUUCAGAAUCAUCCUGCGCAAGAGCUACUGGGACUCCUCCUAUGACGAUGAUGUAAUGGAGCAUCGUGUGGGGUUGAACUUGCUGUACGCGCAGACGGUGUCAGACAUUGAGCAUGGAUGGAUCCUUGUCAACAAGGAACAGCACCGGCAGCUAAAGUCCCUGCAGGAAAAAGUCUCCAAGAAGGAGUUCAUCCGCCUGGCACAGACUCUGAAGUACUACGGCUAUCUCAAGUUCGACCCCUGUGUCACUGACUUCCCUGAGAAGGGAUGCCACGUCGUCGUCAGUGCUGGCAACAACGAACUCAACUUCCAGGUGCGGCUACCAAGCGAUCAGAUCAAGGAAGGCAGCUUCAAGGUCACGCGCAUGCGGUGCUGGCGGGUCACAUCCUCGGUGCCGAUGAGCAACGGUCCCUCGGGGAGCAGCCCAGGGAAGUCUGAGGUGAAGUUGGAGUUGGCUUUUGAGUAUCUAAUGACUAAAGACCGGCUGCAGUGGGUCACCAUCACCAGUCCACAGGCCAUCAUGCUCAGCAUCUGCCUGCAGUCCAUGGUGGACGAGCUGAUGGUGAAAAAGUCUGGAGGCAGCAUCCGCAAGAUGUUUCGCCGGCGGGUGAAUGGGGCCCUGCGGCGCUCGGACAGCCAGCAAGCUGUGAAGUCGCCCCCACUGCUGGACUCACCUGAUGCCUCCCGGGAGCCGAUGGCCAAACUCUCGAGCAAGCUCACCUCUGUCAGUCUGCGAGGGAUCAGCCACUCCAGCUCUACUAACGAUGUGGGUGCUAAUGACUUCCAUGGCAAUUAUGCCUUUGAGGGCAUUGGCGAUGAAGAUCUGUAG